UUCAAACAUUACGGUUCGACACAGAAGAGAAGCAGUGAUUUGCCCCACGCCCAAAAAUAUGCAUUAGAGGUUUAUGGUGAUGUUCAAGAUGGACAAAUUAUUGAAAUUUGUGAUUUUGAUGACGGUGAUAGUAUCUGCCAGCCCUGGCCGCUUGGAGGUGUCCCGGGCGGAGCUGUCCUCGAUGGCCGAGUCCUUCCUCCGUCAGCAGAACGGCGCCCUGGCCCUCGCCUGCGUGCACUUCGUCAGGGCCAACUGGGCGUUCCAGACCAACCUCACGCACCAUAACAAGAUAAGGAAGAUCUCGAGCCAGGUACAGUACGCGCGCGUGCGGAAGGAGGUGUGGCAGAAGGCGAAGAAGUGGGCGAAGGUGCGGGGCCAUCUUGAGGAGGAGGCCCAGAGGCAGCUCAAGGUCCUGUCUGUGCUGGGGACGGCCGCGCUGCCCGAGCGGGACAUCAGGCAGUACGCCGACAUCGUCUCUGAAAUGUCCCGGAUCUACAGCACGGCUACGGUGUGCAGCUUCAGCGACCCCGACAAAUGUGACCUCACACUCAAUGAAGAUGUGAGGAACAUCAUGAAGAACAGCAAGAACAGCGAAGAACUGGCGCACAUCUGGCUUGCCUGGCGAGAGAACACAGGCAGAAAGAUGAGGAAAAAUUACGAAGACCUUGUCCCUCUGUUGAACAAAGCUGCCGUGACCAAUGGAUUUCAGAGCAAAGUCGACAUGGACUUGCGAGUCUAUGAAAGCGACAGAUUCCGAGCCGACGCCGAAGCUCUAUGGGACGAACUGAAGCCUCUCUACGAGCAGCUUCACGCCUACGUCAGGGCGAGGCUGAGAGAGGUGUACGGGAAAAGACUGGUAACAGAACGAGGUCCUCUCCCUGCUCACUUGCUGGGAAAUGUUUGGGCUCAGUCAUGGGAGAUCUAUGACCUUGUCUCACCCUUUCCCAAUGCAAUGACACUGGACAUGACUCAGGAGAUGAUGAAGCAGGGAUACACGCCCCAGAAGAUGUUCCAGUUGGCUGACAACUUCUUCGCCUCCCUAGGCCUGAGUCGCGUUCCUGACUCGUUUUGGAAACAUUCUGUUCUGGAGAGGCCAAAGGGCCAAGAUAUUGUCUGCCAUCCAUCUGCUUGGGAUUUCUGUGAUGGAAAGAAUUUCAGGGUCAAGCAGUGCACCCAAUUGACCAUGUCUGACUUGAUCACUGCCCACCAUGAGAUGGGUCACAUCCAGUACUUUAUGCAAUACAAAGACCAACCACAUGUCUUUCAAAACAGUGCAAACCCAGCUUUCCAUGAAGCUCUCGGAGACCUCAUUGCCCUUAGUGUGUCCACCCCAAAGCACAUGUCAAAACUUGGCCUCUUUAAGAGGAGCUCACAAAAGAAACAGAAAGAAGUUGAGUUGAACUUCCUAAUGAAGAUGGCACUGAACAAGGUUGCUUUUCUGCCAUUUGCAUACCUCGUGGACUUGUGGCGCUGGAGGGUUCUUGACGGCACUUAUUCUCAGAGGGACUGGAACUGCGCUUGGUGGGAUCUCAGGUAUGAGAUUCAGGGAAUGAAGCCUCCCUCCACACGUACGGAAGACGACUUUGACCCUGCAGCGAAAUUUCAUGUGGCGGUGAACUCUCCAUACAUCAGAUACUUUUUGAGCACCAUUGUUCAGUUUCAGUUCCACAAGGCUCUGUGUAUAAAAGCCAAAGAGUAUGACCCUGAUAAUCCCUUAAAGCCACUUCAUAAAUGUGAUAUUCACCAAUCAAGUGAAGCUGGAAGUGCUCUUAGAGAAAUGCUUAAGCUAGGUUCUUCAAAGCCCUGGCAGGAAGCACUAAGAAUCCUCACAGGAGAGAAGGGGAUGGACGUCUCAGCCAUGCGUGAAUACUUCCAGCCCUUGGAGGAAUGGCUGAAGGAAGAAAAUGCAAGACGGGGAGAGUUUGUUGGAUGGCGGCCAGAUGGUCAGUAUUGCUUGUACAAGAAUAUUUCAGAAGCAUUACCUGAAAGCAAUUGCACAGUAGCCCAAGAUUCACCAUCUGUAACUUCCACCCCACCUCCUCCACUUACUCCAACUGCUCCACCUGCUCCACCUGCUCCACCUGCUCCACCUGCUCCACUUCUUGCAGCUUCUACAGUCAUUCCACCUGAUGCAGCUGAUCUACCUGUUAAACCUGAUGAUACAGAUGCAACCAUUCAACCCAGGACAGCUUCUUCAUACGAUGCACCUUCGACACUUGUUCCAGCUGCUAGAAGUGUUGCUCCACUGGAUACAGCAGUCAUUCCUGUUCUUGACAUGGAUGACAUUAUAUGAAUUCAGACAAAAUUCCUUUACUUGCUUGUAGGUUCAGCCUUCCAAACUUUUAUAAAUUCUUUACAAUGAUCUCCAAAGAAAUAAGUGAACAAUAUCUGUCUAUUUAUCUAUUUGUCUAUUUAUUAAUGAUUAUCAUUUGCUUAUGCCUUAUUUUAGCCAAAUAAUCAUGAGGGUGGGUUUCAUGGAGCAAAAGAUAACUGUCCAUUUUACAGCUGUGUGUCUGAAGGAAUCCUAAAAAAUAAGGGACUGUGCAUUAUAGAUGUACCACAAAGAUAUCAAAACUGUGAAUUACAAAGUACGUCUCCUGUUGUUGGUGCUUGUACAUUAUAUUUUGUAAACAACUACUAUGAAAAAUUAAAAAGAAAGGGUAUUGGACUUAUUUUUAUAGAGCUUGGUUACUUUUUCUAAUAAUUGAAUAAAUUAAUAAAGGAAUAUUCAGGUUUAUUUAACUUGUAUUAAAUUAUAAGUGCUUUUCUUAUUUAUCUGAAUUAAAAAAAAAAA
This is a messenger RNA of Penaeus chinensis, 2794 nucleotides long. Its product is annotated as angiotensin-converting enzyme-like. Gene Ontology annotation, biological process: proteolysis. Gene Ontology annotation, cellular component: plasma membrane. NCBI's taxonomy places the organism in Eukaryota, Metazoa, Arthropoda, Malacostraca, Decapoda, Penaeidae. Gene Ontology annotation, molecular function: metallopeptidase activity; peptidyl-dipeptidase activity. The record is from RefSeq and is a predicted model, not a curated record.